This is a messenger RNA of Syngnathus typhle (broad-nosed pipefish), 1116 nucleotides long. It is a transcript of the gene miso1, whose product is annotated as c18h3orf33 homolog (H. sapiens). The transcript is spliced from 5 exons. NCBI's taxonomy places the organism in Eukaryota, Metazoa, Chordata, Actinopteri, Syngnathiformes, Syngnathidae. The record is from RefSeq and is a predicted model, not a curated record. The coding region runs from base 50 to 811 and encodes 253 amino acids.
GAAGAGAAGGGGGCGGGACUUCUGGCAACACAACCAACAUGUCAACAACAUGCCGGAAUCCUGCAGAGAAACACAAACUGAAGACAAGGGAAGACGCGGGCCACAAACACAGCGGCAAAACACGGCGUCACACAACAUCGUGGCUACUAUCUCUCAGUUUGCAGAUGAUAAUCUCACACUUGUGCGGAGCUUAAGUGGUGGGCUCGCUCUUACCGGGGUGAUUCUAAUAGCGAGGAGCAUCAAAUUGAUCACCAAAUUCCAAGCAGUCUCUGAGAUCCCCGCUCGUUUCGUGGAGAACAACAUCAGCCUCCGCGGGAGAGUUCAUUCCGUCAAGGAGCAAAGCCUCCAAGUGGAGCACGUACCCAUCUUCCUGCCGCUGCUGUCACCUCUGCUUACAAAACACAAAGGUGUGUCCACGUCAACCUUGCUGGUGAACCUCGCCGGUGUGGAUCUGACCGCCGACGGCAAGUUAUGGCUGCAGAGGAACGUCCGUCCCUCUCAGACAGUGUGGUUGAAGCUGAUCAGUCGACAGGAAGACACGCUGCACUGUUUUGUGGCACACAGUAAGCAGGGGGCGUCAUGGUCUCGCUCCAUGAACGAAGAGGCCCUGAGACUGGGUCUGGCCCGCAGGGCUCCUAUCAACGGGCUUUCGCCGGACACUCGCAUAUUCUGGCGUCUGCACAAGCGGCUGCACAGGGCAGAGGUCAAAGCUGAGAAGAAGCGUCUGGGUUUUUGGAAGGAGGAGAGCCGAUGGGAGAGGGCCGUCAAGGCUAUAUUCAAACUGAUACGGAGAAUCUUUGGGAGGACCUGAUUUGUAGAACAUUUUGAUUUCUUAUUUUAUUUGCUGCAAAUUGUUGCUUGUAUCUCGGAACAACUUACACGCGGGGGUCACUUGUAUCUCAAGGCGCCAUUGUACCCUUAACAUUUUGUGCGUCUCUGGGUACUACAUGGUCCACUUGCCCCUCCUACGAGAUCACUGUUGCUAUAGAGCCACUAAAUGUGAAACACAAAGCCUACUCAGGGCAAUAUUGGCCUUGCUCAAACCCCAUGGGAACUUUGUGUGUGUCUGUGGGGGGGAAAAAAAAAAAAAAAAAAAGGGGGGCGGGGGAAUCCUAA